This is a messenger RNA of Botrytis deweyae, 20775 nucleotides long. RefSeq lists its product as uncharacterized. The coding region runs from base 1 to 20775 and encodes 6924 amino acids. The record is from RefSeq and is a predicted model, not a curated record. The transcript has 3 exons. NCBI's taxonomy places the organism in Eukaryota, Fungi, Ascomycota, Leotiomycetes, Helotiales, Sclerotiniaceae.
AUGGCUGAGAAACGCGAUCGAUAUGGCACAGGAGGAGAUCCAUCGAUUGCGCAGAGAGGGAAUGGAUAUGGAAGUGGGAAUGGUAAUGGAGCACGAGGAUAUAAUGGACGCGCGCCUCCAAAUUUGGGAUUUGAUGGAGAGGGGAGCUCAGUUUCGGGUCGCGGACCAAAUGAUAGGAGAUACGGGUCUAUGCCCCCAAACACGCCCAUGACGCCCUACACACCCUACACACCUUACACAUCAGUAACUGCAGGAUAUGAUGGCGGAGAGAGUUUUAUUUCAGCAGAGACACCGAGACACGAUCAUUAUUAUGGCGGAGAGAGUGCGAUUGGAGGACGUCCAGCAGUUACACCGGGAGCUGCAGGCUAUCGUGGCGGAGAAAGCUCUUACAAUGGUGGCACACCACAAACUGGGCGAUUUAAUGGCGGAGAAGGCUAUGCCGAAGGUCGCGCUCCUCGGCCAGGAAGAUAUGAUAUUGCUGAGAGUACUAUGUCUGUUGACACACCGCGAACUGCUCGAUUCGAUCCGGGUAUGGAAAGCUCUAUCGCGCAUCCCGAUACGCCACGUACUGCUCAUUACGAUACCACUGCAACUACCAUGUCCAUGGACCCAUCACGAACAGGACCAUAUGAUAAAGAGAAUAUAAUCACGGUAGCAGAAUAUUAUGAUCCAGAACGAGCACGAGAACAUGAACGACAAAUGAUGGAGCGCGAGAAAUCUGAACGAGAACGAGGAAUGCGCCAACCUUCAGGAAUGGAAUACGGGCCGCGACCUACGGAAUAUUUGAGUACAUCAGGAUCAUCUACGUCUUCGUACCUCGAUAUCUCUCGCCAUUUUCCUACAAAAGGAUUUAGUUUCAGGUCUUUCUUCUCGACACCUUCCGAAAAGUCUGAUUCGAAGAAGAAGAAAGAGAAGAAGAAGAAGAAAAGCAAAAAAUUGACGAAACACAAUACCUCUUCAAGCUCCUCUUUGAAUGAAGAUUUAGCUUAUGGAACCGGAUUUCUCAGAUACAGAAGGAAGAGGAGUGUGAGAGCUAGGGAUGGCAGAGACAGGCAGUGGGAAACCAUAGGAUAUAAGUCUAGCAAGGAAAACUUGAGAGAUACUCGAUCUCCCACGAAUGACAGACCUGCAAGCUCGAAACGACCAGCUACAGAUGCUGAACUUUUGGCUUUAGGUGCUGGAAUCGCUGGACUUGCCAAACUUGCACUCGACCAUAGCAACAAAGACGCCAAGAAUGGUAAGAACGGGCGCGGUGUUCCUGAACCCGUUACUUCUAGCCGAAGGGAUGAGCGUGGCCUUCCACCUUCCAAGGCUAUUCCAUACGAAACCGACCCUAAUGAUGAUGAGGCAUGGGAAUCAGCUUCUGAGGACGAGUCAGAUUCAAGUGUUGAUACUGGUUUGGCGUUCGGAGGUGGUAGUAAUGUUGGCAAGAAAAGCCAGGCUGGCUUGUUCGGACGCAAGAAGACCCACGGCCCAAAGAGUCGAAAGAGUAACGUGGUCGAUCCAAGACUUCUUGGGCCAGAGAAUUCCCUCAAUGGGUAUUUAUCAGAUAGGGCUGUAGGCUUCGAAGACGUGCAAUGGGAAUCGGGUAGUGACUUUGGUCAACACACUUACAUUCCUUACAGUCAUCCAGACAGACAGGUGGAUACUUUGUAUGUGCACGAAAGGGUGAGGAUAAGCAGGACCCAAAGUGUUGGAAGUGGUUCGCAGACCCCUCUUCAAGAAGUCUUCCCAGUCCCCACCAAUGAUCCCUCUCGAUUCGAUGUGGCGCGAGCAUCUUCGUCCGAAUACAAUGCCUCUAGACCUGCACCAGUUCCAAUUCAGCAACCUCAACCCAUCACUCCGGUUUCUCAUAGUGUUUAUCACGAGUCCAACUACGUUCGUUCAGAAUCUGGCGGGAUCUUGAAAAGCUCUUCUGGUAGAUCUAAAUCUUUAGCUGGCGCGGCCUUAGCUGGCGUAGCUGGAGCCGCUGUUGGAGCUGCAAUUGCAUCUGAUCGUCGAGAUGAAAAUGAGAGUUACCGUGAUGAUGAUAGAAGGGACAACCGGAGCUAUAGUGAAAGCGCUGUUAAUCGACGAGAGAGCAAUCGAAAAGAGCGACGCUACGAGGAGGAUCAAUACUCAAUUGCCGAUAGCAGCGUCUCUAAACCUCGAGAUGAAGACCGAAAAGAGCGCCGUCGUGAUUAUGACCAAUCUUCUAUCGCUGAUAGUAAUCUCACUUGGGAUGAAAAACGAGAGAAACGUCGCGAGGAGCGAAGAAAAGAUGAUUCUAGAAGCUCCACUUCUAAUUCUGAUCGUGAUAAGAAUCGAGAAAGGAGUCGUGAUGAUCCCGAUGCUGCUGCAGAGGAGCGAGAGAGAAGACGACGAGAGAGACGCGAAGAGCGACGUGCACCUGAUCGCAUUGAAGACAACUAUGAAGAGCGCCGAGCCCACGUACUCUCAGAAAUAUCGGCAAUGGCUCGCACACCAACGGAUCCAUUCCAAUAUCAGGUUGCAAAUACACCUCGCGAGGAAAGCUCUAGCCGUCAAGCUAAAGAUCAAUCUGCACCUGCUGUUGUUACUGUCGAACGCGAACCGGAUUUCAAUCGAAAGCAAAAUUCAUCGAUCAAAGAAUCAUCUUCUAUCUCACGCUCCGAAUCGCGCACUGAGAUUUCCAUCAAGAUUGACAAGGAACAGCGAUACAAAGAACAUGCUAGAACCCUGCAUGAUGCCGAGAUGAUCUAUGAAGAAACUGAACAUUCUACAGCCCCUAUCGAGGCAGCAGCUAUUGCCGCCGCCGCCGCUGCUUUGGCUAGGGAAAGUCGCCGAGAAUCAAGAUCAUCGAAACGACGAGGAGAGAGACGAACUGACUCUGAGGAUCUUUCAAAGGACGGUGAUUCUGCCGAAGCCCCGGGACAAUCGCACGAUGAAGUUAUGGCAGAAGCAGAUCGAGCUUAUCGUGAAAUUCUCAUGGCUAGGAAAGUUGCUGCAGAAGUCCGCCGCUCUCGCACUCCAUCACCUGAGCGCUCUGUGAUGAACAAAUACGAAGAAGAGCCAGAAGAAGAACCGCCACGAAUUGUCACUCCCCCCGGCAUGCAUGAACGCAAGAAAGGUCCCUAUGAUGCACCAAAUGCUGAUUUCAAGCUGGAUUAUAUUAUGACACCUAGAGAUCUAAAAGUCUACAGCAUUCCAAGCAGGCGAUAUAAGGUUGAUGAAUCUGAUUUGAAGGGUCCAUUCAUGACAAAGGAUGCGGAUGCUAAACUGCCUCGACCUAUGUUGAAUUUGAUUCGGCCCACCCCUACUUCAACACCAUCACCCGAGAAACAGUUCGCCACCAUGGCUAAGAAUGGAAAUGUGAAGAAGGAAAGUUCCAAUCGGUCGGGUGAUCGCCCAGUUGAAAGUCGCCGUUCUGAACCUGAGCCUGAACCUGAACUUCAUUCCAAGACCAAGGAUAGAGAUGGAGAGCGUGAACAACCUUCUAUACAAUCGCAAGACGAGCCAGCCCAACCCCAACCCAAAGAUCAAGUUGAGGAUCGUGAACAAACUCCAUUAUAUCGAUCACAAGAUAAGCCUAGCGAUACAGUACAGAUCCGCGAACAGAUCCGCGAACAGAUCCGCGAGCAGACUACAUCAUACCGAUCAAAAGAGGAGUCACAUGAUCAAGAUCGACCAAAACGUGAUAGAAGAGACAUUCCUCCCAUCAUUAUCGGUCCAAGGGGAGACCUUAUUCGCUCAUCUGAUGUUUCUGUUCCAUCUCCCACUCAGUCCACAGUCUCAAAAGCUGUCACCUGGGGCCCAAACGAGACAAAACACUUUGAAGUUGAAAGUCCCACCGAACCAAGGGAUGAUUACAUUUCCGAUUCAUCCCCAGAAACUCCUGAGAAGCCAAGGUUUUCAGAGCCAAGAUUUUCAGAGCCGAGAUUUUCAGAGCCAAAAUCGGAGUCGCCAACUGAACCAAAAUCUCCGAGCGGAUGGGCCGCGAUGGCAGCAGGCAUUAUUGGUGCAGGUGUGGGUGCCGCAGUAGCAGGCUCGAGUGAAUCUCCUAAUCGACCUGAGCGACCUGAAUCUCCUAAGAAACCUGAGCGAGCCGAGGUAAGUGAGCUCGCCAGGAUCUUAAAAGCUAGGGAGAGUGAACGACCCGAAUCUCCUAAGCGAGCUGAGAUCAGUGAACUUGCUAGAAUUCUGAAAGAAAGAGAAAAGGAGCGACCCGAAUCUCCUAAGAAACCCGAGCGAGCCGAGGUAAGUGAACUCGCUAGGAUCUUAAAAGCUAGGGAGAGUGAACGACCCGAAUCUCCCAAGCGAGCUGAGAUCAGUGAACUUGCUAGAAUUUUGAAGGAAAGGGAAAGUGAGCGACCUGAAUCUCCCAAGCGUGCCGAAGUCAGUGAACUUGCUAGAAUCUUGAAAGCAAGGGAACAGGAGCGCAACGAAAGGCCUUAUGAGUACCGAGGCGUGACGGUAGAGCCUGAGAGUCCAUACGGAGAACCGAGGCGAGAUAGUCCACCUCGAGAUUUGCGAAGAGACAGUCUGUAUCGAGGUGUGACUGUAGAGCCUGAGAGUCCAUACGGAGAAACAUUUCGAGAUGUGGACAGAGACAGUCUGUACCGAGGCGUGACGGUAAAGCCCGAGAGUCCAUAUGGAGAAAUGAGAAGUGAAAGUCCACCUCGAGAAAAUAGAAGGGAAAGUUCAUCCCAGCAUACGAGAAGAGAUAGCCCACCAAGCGUCGGUCCCAAGCCCGUUUCGCCACGAACUUCACAUAUGCCUGGUGCUUUCGACGACGAUUUGGAUUUCACUGCAACAGUGGCAGCUGGGUUGCAAGAUAGUGGCUUCGAUCCUAACAUCGUGGUUGACGACGUCGCGUUCCGAAAACGUGAUUCCCCACCUGGUUCUAAUGAAUACAAAAAGCCAUGGGCAGAAUCCAUCGACGAUCUCUCGAGCAUUCCCGGCGAAAGCUCUUCAAAUCGUGGCUUUGUCAUGGGCGAGGUGCUAGAAACUCCAAAAGAUUGGUCGAGUGUAUCGCCUGCCAACGAAGAAUCACCCAGUCUUACUAGGAAAGAACAGAAAAGGCUUGAAAAAGAACGGAGACGAAGUGGUGGUGAUGUAGCAUCGCCAAUCACUGAAGUUAUUGUUGAAGAACCUGAAAGCUAUUUUGAUCCCUCUAGGCAGAGUAAAAAAGAAUCAAGGAGACGUGACAAGGAGGAAGUGAGAACACAAUCACUUCUGAGGGAAGAAUCUUCAUUUGUUGAUAUUUUGCCAAACCGCGAAAUAGUCGAAGAACCGGAAAGUUAUGUUGAGCCUGUUGAAACUCCCAAGAAGCCCAAAAAGUCAUCUCGAUCAUCAACGUAUGAAGAUAUCGACCUUGAUUCAAAACCAAAAAGGAAAUCUAGCAAGCGCUCAUCAACUUACGACGGCAAAGUCGAGUCUCCAUUGCGUGAAAGUCGUAGGACCUUCUCCAUGGAUGAUAUCAAAAGUGGCGACGAAUCCAGAAUCCCUAGAAAGUCGAAGCGUGACAGUGUUAGAUUUGACUCACCCCCUCCAGAGUUUGACUCCGAAUCUGGCAGAUCAUUGAGAAGAAAGUCAAAGGAGAAAUUGGGAAGCAAGAGUGAACGUUAUGAUUCUCCUGACCCUUCACAAAUCUCAUUACCAGCCUCUGAUAAUUAUGAAGAUAUGGAGCUAUCAAGAGAGCCAGAUCGCCCAUCACGUCGAGAUGGCGAUGAUCCAUUGUGGGCUUCAUCCCGUUCAAUCUUAUCAGCUGGUAGUAGCUCAAAGGUGGACGAAGAAGAUUCGCCACAAAAGAACCGAAAGGAUCGCAGCAGCACCAAAGAAAAUAACGAUGCUACACGACCAAUUGCUUCAGAACCUAUUCGCGACGAUAAUGAAGAUUCAAAGAAGAAGACAAAGGAAGCAACGCCAAAGAAGAGUGGUGGAUUGUUUGGUUUCUUUAGUGGUGCAAAGGCAGAAGCAGCAAAGGAGGAACUAACGAAAGGAAGUCGUGAUGAUCCUGACGAUGUCAAGAAGAAAAAGAAAAAACGGAGUUCAACGGCAGAUGGAAUAACUGAGGGCCAAUCUUUCAGUGAUUCUCAACUGGUUUCAAGUGAGACCAAUGGCCACAAAACACGCGGUGAGGAUGGUGUGCAAGAUUCUAGGAAUGAUGGAGAGAGGAAGAGGAGUAAAAGUUCAGAUUCGAAGAAGGGUUCUUUUUUAGAUAAUGCCGGCAUCCUUGGCGCGGGUGCCGGCCUUGCUGCUGGUGCAAUUGCAAUUUCUGCUCAGCACCAACAGCAACAUGCCGCUAAUAAUAAUGAUAGCGAGGGAAGUACGGGGGAUAUGGGAAAGCUGGAAAGAGAGGAAGAUAUAUUGGAUCCAGAGAUUAUCGAACGACAAAUCAGACCCUCAAUUGACCCUCAAUAUGGAGAUCUUUUACCAUUGCCGCCAAGUGGUUCAGUUUCACCUAAUUGUGAACCAAUUGAUGACCUGCCCAAACUUCCAGAAAGUCGACCUACAACACCUGAAUCUGAAAAACGGACUGAGACUCCUGUAAAAUCUCCAAGCCAAAGUGCCGUGCCAUUAAAAUUCGUCAUGGGAAACCGAUCCAAUCCGGCCUCACCUAUUAUAACGAGAUCUACUGGUAAUACGCCCUUUCCUACUUUUCAUCCCUCUCCAAUUGCAGAAUCAGCCACAAUUCCAAGAUCUAGAUCAAGACCUAUGUCGUGGGAUAAUACCAAGGAAUUCAAGCCCCUGUAUCUAUUAGAGACUAACAGACGUGGGUCGUUCGUGCCAGAAGAGUUAAUUGACCCGCUCCCACAUUUACCUCCGUCCCGAACCAAUUCAGAGCUUGACGUGGCGGAUCUACCCGAAUCGGGCUUUUUGGAAAAAUUGGACCUUCACCGCCCUUCACUAGACCCACUUUCAACCAACCUCCCCUCCGAUGAUCACACCUCCGGAGAAUCCACACCGACUGCGAUUGCUUUUAAAAGGGACUUAGCGCCAUCAGUGGAGUUUCUUCAAGAUUCUUUCCCCUCACUGGAAGAAAAACAAACUUUAUCUUCUGGUGCAUUUCAUGAACAAUCAUCAUCUGAAACAGUAGCUAAAGCCAUUGGAGCCGCAGGAAUUGCAACUGCAGCCGGCCUUGCUAUUGCAUCUCAUGGUACAAGCGAUGAACAGGAACCAAGGUCUUCUCAAGAGAUCCAGGAAAAGAGUGGAAACGACAAUUUAGAAUAUUCAUCUGAGUCACAUGACAUGCCCUCCGAACGGGAGGAGACAUUGCAAAACUUAAGUGGAGCUUCGAGCAAUCAAACCAUGAGUAUUGAAGAGGAGGUCGAACAGACCGAAGAAUUUCCUUUGUCAAAUUUCAAGAAAAAUGAGGGCAAAGGUUUGACGCUUGAAUCAGAUGACAUUCAUGACCAAGCCGAGAAUACUCCGGAGCCCAUUCAAGAACUCUCCAAUCCAGUUGAAGAGGAUGAUGCCGAGUCCGUAGAUAACUUCUCUACACCAGAGUCCAAGAACAAUCAGGGUAAGAAUGGAACAGCUGCAUUAUCUCAGGAGCCCGAAUUGGAACUCCAAAGCGAAAUUCCUAGUCAGGAGGAUACACAAGGACCAAAAUCCGACUAUGCUUCAAGUGAACCACAUGAUGUGACCGGGCCGGAUAGAGAUCUUAUCGAACAAGCAGCUACCUCCGAGGCUCAACUCGUUGAAUAUCCUACUCAGAACUCCGAAGAGGAGAAAGUACACGAGAAAGCAGACAAUAAUGUUCUAUCCUUCGAGCCCGAAUUGAAGACAAGACAUGUGGACAGCGUAGAGCCUCUCAAACCUAUGGAUGAAACCCUUUCAAUUGACAAAUCGGUUGAUGAACCGCAACAGCAAGUGCAGGAAUCUGGCCAAAUGGAAGAAGCUUUGCCUUCAGUUGAGAUUGACCAGAUCGAGGAACUCUCUGUUCCCAAGUCCAAGAAGGACAGGAAGAAGGACAAGAAGAAGGCAAAAGCUGAUGCUCUCAGACUGGAAGGACUCACUACUGAGCCAAUCGUUGAAUCUGUGAUUGAAGUUCCAACACGAGAACCAUCACUUGAGGCAUCGCCAGAGCUUUCCCGCGAGAUUUCCCAGCCAUCUUCUCCUCUAGCCAGCCCCGAGGCACAAGCAUUCAAUGGUUCUGCACUGCCUGAAAAUUCUGGUGAUAUCACGCCCACAGUUUCCGAGUCUGCUAGCCCCAAAUCGGAAAGAGAUAAGAAGAAGUUGAAAAAAUCUAAGCCGAUUCCUCUUGAUCCACAACCAGAACAAGCUGUGGUUCAACCCGAGCUCAAUGAGGCUGAGCUGUCCCAACCUGAAGAUGUCACGAGAAAUCAUCUAGAUUUGUCUCAAGAAUUAGUUCAAGAACCCAUCCAAGCAGAACCUACCACGCCUGUCAAUAUUGAGCUAAUUGAAGAGUUCUCAACUCCAAAAUCCAAGAAAAGCAAGAAGGACAAGAGAAAGGCAAAGAAGGAACAAAUUGCGAAUGUCGAGCAGAACCCAAUUGACGUCACUCAAGAGCAGGAGCAAGUACCUGAACUGCAAGAUAAGGAACUACCAGAAGCUCUUACUUUUGAAGAGACGCCGAACCUUGAUGAUACUAUUCACGCUAUCGCCUCUCCUUCUUUGAAGAAGAAUGGAAAGAAGAGCAAAAACGGUAAGACUGCAGAGAUAGAAGGACCCGUGGAACCGACAAUUUCUGGUCCUAUUCCAGAGGAUGUGUCAGAGAAACCAACACCAAUGGUUGGACCUGGUGGUUGGCCAAUCACUCCUGCUACUCCAUGGACUGCCGGCGCACAAGAAAUCUCUUCAUCGAAUGAAAAAGACUACUUUCCAGCUGCAGAAACAAUACUACCAAUUAUCACAGCUGGAGAUGCUGUAAUUGGUGCAGAACAGUUGAAGUCCAAUGAUAUUUCUGAAGAUAAGAAUGGUUCUAACAGCCUUGCUGCUGGACAUGAAGAUAGUCAACUCGGACUUGCAAACCAAUCACCAGAGGAAUCGAAGCCACAAGAAAUCGUGAUCGAGGAUGUUUCUAAAGAUCUUGGAGAGGAUGUCACUGAAUUCAACGGACUUUCAGCCGGCUCUCAAGAAGAUGAAUCAUCUCUCCCUCGCCAGUUACCUGCGGAGAUUGAAGAUAACAUUGAAGAGAAUCAUCCACGACAAGAAGAACGGGAUCAAAUUUCUGCAAUCGAGAUUCAAGAGGAAGAGAAGCCCAUUUCCAAUGAGACUGAAGCCCCGGGUGGAUUUGAAGCUGGAUUCAAAGAUGACCAACAAGCGCUUUCUAAGGAUUUGAAGGAGGAACUUGAAUAUAGUAGUGGCAAGCACGAGAGAGACGAUAAAAGUGAAGAGCACGCUAAUCAAGAUCAAAUCGAAGAGGUUCCUUCUGAUAUUUCUUCCUCAGAUAAUGCUAUCAAGGGUUUGGACGAGCCAACAAAUGUCCCUACCCCUCAGGCAGAGAUUAUCGAGGAUCCAGCGAUCAAAGCUGUACUUGAAGAACCAGAGGAGAUUGCCCAAGCUGAAAUGAAGCCACAAAUGCCCGAAGACAGUGUCCCCGUCGAGAACGUUAUCAAGGAACAGACUCCUUUGGAAGAGAUCUCCACAAUGGUGCAAGAGUCAGAGAGCAUCGAAAAUACGCAUAUCGACCAGGAUUUUCCAGAGCCAGCAACGACCGAAAACACACCCAUUGAUCCGAUCAUUUCAGCACCAGAACCCGAGGUAGAGACCCAGAGCAAGGAUUCCAAGGAACAGGAGAACCUCGACAGUUUGUUUGCAUCUAAUCCUUCCGAAGACAUGAAGACACCCGGUACCUCGGAAGAAAAUACGCCUGUAGAUGCCUCUCCAGAGCACCUCGAGCCUGAGCAUUUGCAAGGUCCCGAUGAAGCCUCUAUUGCCAUCGACCCUAUGCCGGAAUCUGCUACUAUUGACAAGAGUCAAGACAAUGUGAUUGAACCGACACCCAUUGAGGAAGUUUCUGUUUCCGAGAAUGCGGAUCAAGCCAACAUUGAGGAAGACAAGACACAAGGAGAAGAACCUGCUGAUUUUAAGCAAGAAAUUCCGGACGCACCUCUGAAGCCUCCUACUGUAGACCGUGAAAUCGAAUUUUCUGCACCUCCCAAGAAGUCUGAGAAAGAUAAGAACAAGCGUGACAAGCAAGUACAGGAUUCAAUUGAAGAAGAUGCCGUUGCCAAGGACAUCAAACCCACUGGCGAGUCGUCCAAUAUAGAAAUGCCAAUUGAACAGCCAAAUACUAUGCCUGUGGAACAAAUUAUUACGAUCCCCGCGAAAGAGCAAACUUCUAACGAUGCACCGAUGACAGCAGGACUUUCUGGCCUCAUGGGCCCUUUGACAGGAAGAAAAAAGGGUGUUUUGGAAAUGGUUCAAGCUUUGGGAUGGGGCAAAAAGAAGGACAAGGCCGCAAUUGCCGCUGCUGAGCAAGGACUCCCUCCAAGACCAUCUACAGCACGCGCUGCAUCUGAAUCUUUUAUGUCUACACCACGCGUUGUGUCUGAGUCCGCCAUGCCAAAGGACAUCGAGACUGAACCUGUCAAAGCACCGUCGCCUACUACGGAACUUGAGGAAUGGGCUCUGGCAGACGAAAACUCGAAGACAAAUUCAAAGAAGGGCAAGAAGAUCGCAAGCGAAGAUCUCGAGUCAGUGCCAAGUACAAUCAUCGAGGAAGAUCCUUUACCCAUUGAGCCCAAGGAAGAAAUUGCUCAAAACAUCAUGGAGCCAUCAGUCACACAAUCGACAGAGGAUGUACAAGAUGACCAAUCACCUAAAAGACAGAAGGGCAAGAAACGUCUCAGCUUACAAUCGUUCAUAUCCGAAGAGGCCUCCAAAGCAUUCAGAGCCAGGGAAUCCGCCAAUCAAGGACCAGAAACUCCGGCCUUAAAGGCAGAGCCAGCUUUCAUCGAACAAUCUCAUGAAUUCACUUCAGAGCCAAUUAUCGAUACACCAGUUGAAGAAGCGAAAAAUACUGAAUCCAUGAUUGAGGUUCCAAACAUGAAAAUGAAGGAAGAUGAGAAGAAACGCCGAAGUUCGCAAUCCUCUGCGUCGGAAGAAAUGCCAAAGGAAGAGGCAGAUGUGUCGAGAGAUGCUGUUAUUGAGAAGGAACCCGAGCUUCAAGCACCGGAAAUCCAUGAGCCAUCUGCUGAAAGCAGUAGCGAGCCUUCUGAAUUCCAACGCGAACCUACUCUGGAAGAGAGUCAAGCUCCCGAACUGUCUAAUGAAGAUGCCCCUGAACCAGUUGUCGAAACCCCUAGGGAACCCGAGGAACUUGAUCGUGAGGCUAUUCAGGAGGAUCUUUUUACUUCAUCACCACAGCCUGAGCACAUUCCUGAACCAAUUGUUGAGAACCACAGCAAAUCAUCGGAACCUCCUCACUCGAUUGACCAAGAAAAUGUUUUCGUUCCGGAACCUCUUUCGGAGGACACUCCGGAGCAAGCAACGCUUGAAAGAUCAAACGAGUCUUCGGAUGUUCCUCGCGAGGUUAUUCAGGAUGAUGAUAAUUCACCACAAGCAUCAUUUGGCUUUGUUACUGAGCCAAGCGCGAUUGAUAAUGAGGCUUCUCCACCAAAUAAAUCCACUCUCGAGAAACCCCCGAAGAAUGUCGAUAUUUCUGAACCAAGCUUGGUUGAUGAAUCUUUCUUGCCAAAUGAAUCGAGUCAAGAUGAUAUCAUGGCAUCCGUCGAGUAUGUUGAACCAGAUGCAAGUCUUCAAGAGUCUCGAUUGUCAGUUGAACCUCUUUCUGAGGAGUUGGACAAUGCUAUUGAAGUUAAUAAGCCAGACACUGUUGAUGAGCUUACUCUACCAAGUCACAUUGUCUUCGAGGAAGAUUCGAGAGAGGUUGAAGUUGCUGAGCCAAGUCAUGACAACGAUCAGUCUUUCUUACCACAAAAGCCACUUCUCGAGGAAACUCAUAAGGAUGUCGACGGGUCUUUGACGAAGCAAGUUAUUCCACGGGGGGAGUCAGGAACUCUGGAAACUUUCGAGCCAAGCCAUACUGAUGAAGAGACUCUCUUAUCUACUGAACCUGCAAUAAAAUUUGAAACAGUUCAAGCGCCAAGCGAAAUUGAUCCUGCCGAGGAAACGGAAGUCCAAGAUGAAUCGACCUUACCCAUCACUAAGAAGUCCAAGAAAAACAAGAAGAGUAAGAACAAGUCCCAGUCAGAGCCCGAGGUGCCAAUCGAAGUCGCCAAAGAGCCUGAACAGACUCUUCUUGUUGAGGAACAAAUCUUGGAAGAGCCUUUCGUAACCGCGGAAUCAAGCAAUCGCGAAGCCUUGGAGCAGCCGCUCGAAAGAUCAGUUGAGACCAUCGAGCCAGAAAUUCGUGAUGUCUUAGAUCCUGCUUCUGUACCACUUCCGGAGGAUGAUAUCAAUGAGAGUAUCGAACUUGACGAACCCACAGGCUUCGAGAAUCUACAGCCAUCCCUUAACCUUAGUCCAUCAAUCCCAAUUCCUGAAGAAACAACUAUCAAACCAGAGAUCGAGGAGCCCAAGAGUCUUGAAGACUUAGAUGAUUCUGAGCAUGCAGCAUCAAUCCCAUUGCCGGAAGACAUUGUGAUGAAUCCAACCGAGGACAUCGAGCAUCAAGGUCAUGAACUUGCGGAAGCACUUAAACCAGUUCCAGAUGCUGUGGAGAAGACGAUUGAAACCCCCUCCGACAUCGACAUCCCCGAAAGCAAAGAAACAUUGGAAUUUUCAGAACCGAUUUCUCCCAUUCUAGAAAAGUCUUCCCAAGAACCUGCUCCAGUCUCACCAAAGAGGUCUAGAAAAGAUAAGAAAAAGCGCAAGUCUGCUACACCAGUGCCAUUGGCCGAAGAGUCUCUUUCGUCAGACCCACUCUUCGAAAGCGAAACAAAAGCUGUCGAGCCAACAACGGAAGAAGCAAGACUAGUUGUUUCAGAACCUCCAAUUGAUAGAUCUUCGGAAGAAGUGAUGUUCAGCAAGUCACAAGAAGCCGAGUUUCUUUCAGAAUUGAUCGACCCAGAGACCGAACAGAAGGGCAUCGAACCGACGGAGGACAUUACAACUCCAAGUAUCUCCGAUGAGAUUGAACACGUUCUCCAAGAAAAACAUGCUGAGCCACAUGCUGAAGUUCCAACCGAGGAAUCCGAGAAAGAAAGGGAAGAGCAAAAGUUUGAAGUACCUAUUCUAGACUCUGAAGAUAUUACUUCCCAAGCCCCACUGAAGCCUUUACCGAUUCAACCGGACGGCGAUGUAUCAAACCAAGACACCGUUCCGAACUCCACCAAGUCAAUUCCAGAGAGCGUGCAAACGGCCAACGAGAAUAUAUCGAAUCCCAAUCUGAACGAUGUUGAGGUUAAACAAGACGAUACUCCCAAGUCGGUUUUGGACAUCCCUCUUGAACAACAUGAUCUUGAAUCUGGAUCCAAAGAUAUCACAGACUUCUCAGAAACAAACUCUCCAGAUGCUCCAGUCAUUGAACUAAAAGAGGACGAAAAGGAGCGCAAAUCUCUUCACACAAGUCCAUCAUUUGAGCUUCCUAUGGAAAGCACGUCAGAAAUGACCGAACUUUCCCAGCCAAUCAAUCAAGCUUCAGAAGAGGAACUUCAUGGCAUAGAACCUGCGGAGACUGUCAGAGAGAUCGUCCAGCAACCAACAGAGCUUCAAGAACAUGCCCUUGAGCAAGAACAAACAGAGGAAGAUCCCAAGGUAUUUAUGGAGCCAGUAAUCGAGUCAAUUGCAUCAGCACCAUCGACAAACAUUUCUCAUGGACCAACUGUUGAGUCUGAAAAUUUCAAGGAAGAUGACCUCACACCACAGGAACCAAUUGUGCAACAAGAAUCACCAAGCGAACCAAAAAGCAUCGCGGAGCCAUCCUUAUUACCACAUCAAAUCAUUGAGCCGGAAAGUGUAAACGAGGAAACUUUCCUCCCGCAAAAUUCAAUGAUCGAUUCAAGUAUUGAUGAGGAGGCACCUCAAUCACAGGAACGAUUUCUCGAGCCAGGAACCAGAAACGAAGAAAGCUUUUUACCGCAAGAAUCAACAAUUGAAUCACGAAUCAGUGAAGAGCCAACUUCACAGCAAGAGCUAGAAACUGUGCCAGAAAUUUCCAGUCUCGAAUCUAGUCUGGUACAAGACUCGGUCGUUGAGCCAACACCAGAGGAAGAGCAAAUUGUUGUACAGAAACCAGUCAUCGAGCUCAACAUUCCUGAACCAGCACAAAUUGCUUUGCCAGAAUCACCAAUUGACCAAACAUCAUUCGAGCAAGAAUUGUCUUUUCCACAAGAGUCUCUAACUGAGCCAGAGGUUAUUGAAGAAGCACCUAUUAUUCAAGAUCGUGCAACUGGUCCUCAGAGUUCGGAUAUUAAGCUGGUCAUUCCACAAGAAUCGCCCCUGGAGCAAAACGUUGUUGAGCCUGCACAAAUUUCUUUGCCAGAAUCACCAACUGAGCAGGAAGUAUCUGAACCAGAAGUUUCAUCUCAACAGGAGCUCGUUUCUCAAAAUCAUAUUGUUGAAGAACCAAGUCUUUCACGAGAGCACCAUGUCGAACCGAAAAGCUCACAUCCCGAAUUGGUGAACUAUUCAGAAUGGCCUCUUGGACAAAAGACUGUCGAGCCAGAACAAAUUGCCUUGCCAGAAUCACCGAUCGAACAGGAAUCAUUUGAACCAGAAGUACUUUUUCGACAAGAGCCUGUAGUUGAGUCACAAGAUCGUCCAGUACCAAGCGAUUCAUCAGAAUUGCUAUUUGAGGAAAAGGCCGGAGAGAAAGAAUUGUCUUUUCCACAAGAUACCGUUGAUCCGGAAAUAACCGACAAGGCACUCAACCCUCAUGAACAGGAUAUCAAUUCCAAAUUUUCUGAGCAAGAAUCAACUGUUUUACAAGAAUUACCGAUCGAGCAGUCAAUUGGUCAACCUUUAGAGGUCAACGGUGAAGAGCCUGUUUCCGAAUUAAACCCCAUGGAUGAUAUGACAAUUCCACAAGAAUCAUCGAUUGAGCCAACGAAGUUAGAAUCAGAUAUGUCAAGUUCGACUAUCGUACCUGAAGAAUCAGCGAGGGAUCUCGAACCUGGUUUCCUCAAUGAAUCUGGCAAAGAAAAGGAGGAACGAGAAGAGAAUUUGGACAUUUCAGAAACCUCCGGAGAUCCCAGCAACGUUACUUUGACUUUUCAAGUACCAGAAAAUCAAGCGCUAGAAAUCGUCUCCGAGUCAACACCAUCUGAUCCUAUCAUUGAGCCUGUAUCAAGCUCGCCAGAUGUCGUUUCCGAAAAUCUUGAGCCAAUUGCAAAUGUGGAGCAAAUCAAACCAGAUCUUGUUGAACCUACAUCGAAUACAGAACCAAUCGCCAAUGAACAAGUUAUCGAUUCUACCCUUGAGGACCCUGUACAUGGUCAGCGUCCUACCGAAAGUCUGACUGCCGAGACUGGAUCAAUACAAAGAGAUGAAUGGGCUCAGCCGAUCGAGGAGUCAAAAGAGGUAGAAAAGGAGGGUGAUGAUGUCUUGCAACCAAUGAAAGAGCAAUCUGAUGUUGCGCCUCAGGCCUCAGAAAUCACAAAUACGCCGUUUGAGAUCACAGAUAAGUCAUCCAUGGGAGACGAUGUAAAAGAACUGGCAAACGGGGAUAUAACAGAGACCGAUGAUGAGUCGUUCUUGGACGCUGUUGAAUCUUUUCCCAUUGAAGAUACUCCGAUGAAUUUGACCCCUCGGGCUUCACGAGAGCCUGUUGAGGCUAUUGAGCCCGAGUUUGAAGAACUUACUCAAGAACCUGCAGAACAAUCCAUUCCGGAAGUUAUCAAGCCACUUCACGAAGAAGAAUUCAUUCCAGCCCCUAUGCCUGAGACUUUACGACAAAACGAUGAUGCGUUUCCUAAUUCAGAAGAUGUUACACUGGACGAGCACAAAUCAAUUCCAGUCGAUGAGUUAUCAAAAAAUGAUUUACCACGAGAGAUGCUGAAUGGAGAGCAUCCAAAAGAAGAGCACAGACCAGCAGAUGAUGAUGUCACUGAGGGCUUGACCAAGAAUUCCAAGGAUAUAAAUGAUCGUGAGUUUGGAUUUUCUUCACCGGUACAGUUUAUCCCCAAAGACACCCAAAUAGGAGUACCGGAUAUUGUGGAGCCAGUACCUACAGAGAUAACACUCGAUGAAUUCAAGGACAUUAUCACUGGAGACAUGCCAAAGGAAGUUCAACAACAAACCGAGGACGAAUGGGGUUCGAUUUCUACCAAGAAAUCGAGAAAGGACAAGGAGACACUUGAGUCUACCUUGUCUACCCCAUUGGAGCCCGAGGUUCCCAAUGUUGCUACUGAGCUUCCUGAGGAUAUUCCACCAAAUUCUGGAAAGCUAGAAGAGCUACUUCCAACUAUUGAGGACGUACCUGAUACUCAUACAUCUUUCCAGAUUCCACAGGUUGAUAAAAUUGUUUCCGAGCAUGAUCCUUUUGACACGUCACACGAUAAGAACGAUAAAAUGGGCAAGGGGAUCUCAAGCAGAGAACUCGACCCAGAGCCAGAAAUCCCAGCCUUGGCCAAUACCGUCGCGGUAUCCGAUUUACAAGAUAUCAAUUCCGGCGAGCGUCUCCUGACUUCUCCUAUUCCAAUACGAAACAUCGUUCCAGCAUCGAACCCAAUUGCGGAACCAGAUAUGACUUCACCUCCCUCAUCAUCUUCAUUCAAGCCGCUUAUCGAUGAGUCAAAAAAUCUAUCUACUGCAUUAGUACAAGUCCCUUCCAAAAAAGACAAGAGAAAACGUCAAGCAACAAUAAAUCUGAAAACGCCCAAAGAUGAUCAACGAACUUUUUGGGCAGAUGAAGUUCCCGAAGCAGAAGUUACCAGGGCUGUACCAGUCAUUGAAGAUAUUGGACGAGAUGAAUUCUAUUCUCAUAUUGCCAGCACGGUCAAAGAAUCCGACGCGAACGAAUUUUCUAGACCACCCGCCAAGAAAGGAAAGAAGAAUACGAGAAGAAAAUCAACCGAUAUCAAAGACUUCCAAUCAUCAAUGGGGGAAGAUUUAUCAAAAAUUGAACCAAUGAAGGAGCGCAAAGAGAUGCCGUCUUUAGUAGCCGCGACUGCAGCAAUUGUUAGUGCAGCAACGUUGGCUAGCAAGAGCAAAGAAUCAGAAGUUGGAGCUGUUGAGGAAGAUGAAAGCCCCAUGAUGGAAAUUUUAUCUGAGGAGGAAGAGCAUGGACUAAGUAUGGACAAGAUAGCACCAAGUGAUAACGUAUCUGAUGAUUCUGUGCCACGGGAAGACAAGGACUCAAAAGUUUCUGACGAGGUGAAGGAUGAAUCGGGAGAGAAGAAUGAUGAAUAUGACAGUGAUGGAUUUCCAGAUAUAAAUACGACUGUGCAAGAACCAGAGCAAAUAGAGAACAUCCAGGAUCCAAUGAUUGAGACAUCUGACAAGGCUGCUGCUGUGGAACCUCAAGAGUUUAGAACUCCUAGAUCUCUUAGCCCCGUUCUCGACAUAACAAGAUUCACUCAAGAGCCGGAGCAGAUGGACUCGAUGCAGCAAAAAGAAGUCGCCGAAACAUCCGAGUCAAAUAAGGUGGAACGUUCUAUUUUGCAUGAGCCAGAGGAGACCAAGACCAUUCAAGAACCAACGGAACAGAUUUCCACUGAGCAUGCGGAAGAUGAAAACACCGUUUUCCACCAGCCAAAACAAAUGGAACCCGUCCAGAAGCCAACGACACAAGUUCCUGCUGAGCCUACUAUUGUAGAACGCCAAAUCUUACAAGAAUCCGAGCAGAUUGGUGCCCCUCAAGAGCAAAUGGUGCAGAUUCCUGCCAAACCCUCGAUAAUGGAAGAUCGUGAAAGUACAACACCCACGCCACCUCGCAAUUUCGAUCCCAAUGACGACAAAACUCAAGAAACAGCACUAGCUGCCCAAACUUAUGCUUCGAGCAGUUCUUCAAGCCGGAGACGAUCACCACCUGCACGCGAACCAAGAGGAGAUCUGCCAGAAGAGUACCUCUCUAGACCAUCGAGAAGAGAUAUCGAGAAGAAGAGAAGGAAGAAGUCAAUCGAAGUUGACGAUACCCUAGAUCUUUUACCAGCACCAAUCCAAGAAGCCUUGCGGAAUACUAUUGUUGAGCCCCGAGCUAGAGAAACCAGUCCUUCGCCAAUCUCCUCUCCGAUAGCCGAACGAGCUAAAAGAGCUAGAUCAAGAUCCCGUCCUCCAUCUCGACCUGGAACACCUGGCUUGACAAUGCUACGAGAAGAAUCAGAGGAUGAGAAUGCUCUCAAUGUAGGAAGCAGAGACAGUGCUUUUAUCGGCGACUCUCCAAAUCCUCCUCAAGGAAACUUCGCAGACAAGCAUGAAGACAUUCGUGAUAGUGGCAUUCACUUAAGAGACAUUUCACCUUCCAUGCGUGUUAGAGCACCUGUAUCUUCAUCCGAUGCAGCUAUCGAUAGCAUGACGUGGCCUUCUGUGGAUGAAGAUGCUGGGACGGUUAAUCUUGAACAGCCGCAACGACCAAAAGUUGUGGAGGACUUAACACGUCAUGGCCAUGCAAUUGAUGAUCUGCCAUCUCAGAGACACAAAGAAGAGGGGUACACAGAUCUACAUAGAACGCGGGCAAUUCACAGAGCACAUUCACCUCAUGAAGAAAAGCAUAGGCUUUCUCGCAAAACUUCUUUAAGUCGUGGAGAACUCGCAGAAGCGAAUCAUGUAGACUUUGUCCGAUCCCAACGACUUAAGGCAUUCCAAACGAAAUCCAAGGAAAAGUUAUCUGAGCCUCCCCGAGCAGAAGCAAUCAACAAACCAGUGACGCCAGAAAAAGAACAUAGAAGACAUCGUGUCCACCGCUCCGAAUUUCCUGACGUCCAGUACCGUAAACCAAAGGAAAACAAAUACGGGGACCUUGAGCCAGUCAAACCCCCCAAAACUUCUAAAACUGAGCAGCGAAGUGUUUCCGAGAGUUCUCCAUCUUUAAUUGGAAGUGCAGCUCUUGCAGCAGCAGGAUCGGGAUUUGCAGCAGCAAGGAAGUUAAGUCAAGAAAGCCGACCUUUAAGUGCUCAAAGUCACAAAAGUCAAAGAUCCGCUUCAAAUAUCAGUGUUACUCGAUUGCGAACGCCGGUUCCAUUAGAUGCGCCUCAAGCGCCACAGUUCCCCGAUAGCGCUAAGACCAAUCGUUCGUUUACACCGCCACUUCGUCGUAGCGCCCGGAAAAUUAGCGGGGAUCCAAGAUCACUCCGUCAACAAAGCAACAUUGAUCUCGCUAAGGAAAUUGAUCCAGCCUCCAUCAAUACCGCUACAUCGACAACCUCAACAAAUACUGCAAAUCCAACUGCAAAUGAGGGCCGAGCCAGGGCGCAAGAUAUGGCCGAUGUCUACGAUGGCUAUGGUGAAGGCCACAUGGGCUCACCACGAUCCCCAACUCGACCUCACAGUAUGCGACGACGACAAAGUAUGCAAGUCUUGGAACUCGAAUCAAAAUUGGAUCAACUAACUGCGGAAAAUCGCGCGCUCGCCGAAUCUAAAGCUCAUGCCGAACAUAUGCUCCGAUCAAGCCAAGGUGCACCUGCGGCCUUGGUAGAAAGGGAUGCGCAAAUCGAUUUACUUAAACGAACACUGUCAUCGAUGCAAGAUGAGGUCAAAAGAUUGACUGAAGUGAAUGCGGGUCUUUCUAGUGCUGCUGUUACACUGGGUCAACAACAUAACGCAAGAUAUGGCACACUCGAAUCACAACAUGCACAAACUUCACGCGAACUCCAGCAGGCCCGCGAGGCUCAUCACAACCUACAAAGCGAAGUACAAGGCGUCAUACACAACGCUAUACAAGAAAGGGACCAGGAAAUUGCAUCGUUGCGAUCUCAAUUGGAUGUGGCCAAGGAACAAAUCCGGGCAAUGCAGAGGGAAAUUCUAGCUGCCAAAGCAGGUGACGCUCAAUUCCUGAUCAUCCGAGACGAGGACUAUUUCGAUAAUGCUUGUCAACAACUCUGCCAACAUGUUCAGCAAUGGGUACUUAGAUUUUCAAAGUUCUCUGACAUGAGAGCCUGUAGACUCACGAGCGAAAUCAACAACGAUAAAACCAUUGAUCGACUCGAUAAUGCCAUUCUAGAUGGCUCAGAUGUGGAUAGUUAUCUUGCGGAUAGAGUGAGGAGACGAGAUGUCUUCAUGUCAAUGACAAUGACAAUGGUGUGGGAAUUCAUAUUCACUCGCUACUUAUUUGGCAUGGAUCGAGAACAAAGACAAAAGCUCAAGUCAUUGGAGAAGGUAUUGUCUGAAGUUGGGCCACCAUCAGCCGUUCAUCAAUGGCGUGCUACGACUUUGACCUUGUUAUCCAAACGAGAUUCAUUCGCCAGACAAAAAGAACAAGAUACUUUAGCUGUGGUGCAUGCUGUUUUAGAGACCCUAACAGAGAUCUUACCUCCACCUAGUCACCUGGAAAAUCAAAUCGAGGAACAACUCAAACGUGUUAUAAAAGCUGCCGUUGAUCUCUCCAUAGAAAUGCGCACUCAACGCGCAGAAUACAUGAUGCUACCACCACUUCAACCCGAAUAUGAUGCCAAUGGCGAUCUCGCUAGCAAAGUCUCCUUCAACGCUGCACUCAUGAAUGAACGCAGCGGAGAUACCAUCUCUAACGAAGAACUCGAGGCACAAAGAGCUGUCGUCAGAGUUGUACUCUUUCCACUUGUGGUGAAGAAGGGUGAUGAUUUAGGACAAGGCGAUGAGGAAAUCGUAGUCUGUCCUGCUCAGGUUUUGGUUGCCAAACCCAGAAUGGGCAAGGGACCAGUGGGAAGGGUUUAUAGUCCGGCGAGUGGAGCGGACAUGGACAGGAGAAGUGAUAGGAGCCGAACUCCUGCUAGUUUGCAGAGCAGUAUGCCCGAUGCCAAUGUUAUUUGA